Ixodes scapularis (black-legged tick) is the source of this 2118-nucleotide messenger RNA. RefSeq names its product leukocyte elastase inhibitor A. Lineage: Eukaryota; Metazoa; Arthropoda; Arachnida; Ixodida; Ixodidae. The transcript has 2 exons. The record is from RefSeq and is a predicted model, not a curated record. Bases 835 to 2007 code for a protein of 390 amino acids. Gene Ontology annotation, molecular function: serine-type endopeptidase inhibitor activity.
GUAUUCGCAUUCUCGGAGGUUCAGCGCACCAGUGACUGUUGCACCUAAGCCAUUGGCAAAAAAGGACACCGAUGCCACGUCCGCUGUCCUCGAACUCAUUGCGCUUUUCGGCGCGUGCACCUAACCAAGCGGACAUGGAAUACACGUUACUGAAAUAGUUACUCAAUCGUUAAAACGUUAAAAAACGUUACUCAAUCAAAAAGUAACAAAAAAACGUUGCUGGUUCCUUCAUGUAAAAAACAAAGAAAAAACAAAACGUUACUGGUUCUUUCAUGUAAAAAACAUAGUCUUUAGUAAGCUAUAAAAAAAAAAAAAGCAGCAGCUAGGUUCUCGCUUUAAGUAACGCGUACUUGCAUAGGCUAUGGUACUUGAAACGGGACAAGUGUGCCCACAACAAGUCCGCGGAAGCCGCACUAGCAGCGCUCGGCGGCAGGCAGCAGCCGCUCAGCGUGUAAACAGAGCUGCCCCGUUCACGCGGAAACUCGCCCUCUCCCAGCACUCCGAGGCCGCAGCGACUGUCCGGCCUCCGCCGCCACGCAGAGACGUUGCCGCUCGAGCGCUCUUCUUGCCUCGCCACACCGCUACCUGCCGCUGCUGCGCACGCAGCUUCAUUCACGCGCCUUCCGCGUAAGGGCCAGUGGACAUGGGCAGCGGCCAGGACAGACGCCGUGUCUCCACGAAAACGCCGAGUCAGCGGACCACCAGAGCGUAGGUCCCGAAACACCCGUCAAGUUCACCCGGAAAUCACGCCCAGCGUCGACUCAUCUCAGGCGGCGGCUGCAACGUCGGCGGCUCUUUCCUCGUCACAGCGCAGACCGCGGCCAAGGCGGCACCAUGUGGUUCCCGGCGCUCCUGGCCCUCGCUUGCUCCUGCUGCGUCAUCGCCGAGCCUAACGAGCUCGAGGACCCGUCCUACGGCGGCGUCGUCCGCGCCAGCAACGACUUCGGGCUGACCCUGUAUACGACGCUCGCCAACGGUAGCGACGGAAACCUUUUCUUCUCCCCGUGGAGCCUGAGCAGGGUCUUGACGAUGGUCCUCCUGGGCGCCCGCAACGAGACGGCGUCCGAGCUAUCCCGGGCCCUGACGCUCGACAGCAUCGGGGACGCCGACGUCGCCCUGGCAGCGCAGCGACGGCAGGCCCAGCAGUUGGGCAAGUCGGACGAACUGGCGACCACGAGCAUGGCCCUCACCCGCGUCGGCGACCCGGUGUCUGCCGAGUACCUGGCCAGCCUGGACCGGUACCUGGACGACGGCGGCGUCAUGCAAGUGGACUUCUCGCGCGCCGACGAGCUCCUGAACCGUGUGAACGGCGAGGUGUCGAGGCUGACCGGCGGCCGCAUCCGCGACGCUCUGAGGCGAUCCCCGGACCCGCUGAGCAAGCUGCUGCUCCUCAACGCCGUCCACUUCAAGGGCGUCUGGGCCAAGGCGUUCAGCCCGAACGACACGUUCGACGGAGUCUUCAGGGGCGCCACGAAGAACACGCCCGUCCGCAUGAUGGCCGCCAAGGGCAAGUUCAGGCUGUCAUACGACGGCGCAGCCUACGUGCUCGAGCUGCCUUACACCGGGGACAGCAGCCUGGUCAUCGUCCUUCCGCGCAACCGGCUGCAGAGGGACCUGCAGGACCUGGAGCAUCGACUGCAGGAGCUCUUGAUGGCUCCGCCGGCGGAACUGCGCUCCCUGGAGCUGGAACUGCCUCAGCUGUCGCUGCACAGCAGUCUGGACCUGAAGGACGCCCUGCAGCAGAUGGGGGUGCGCGCCCUGUUCGCCGAGCACGAGGCGAACCUGAGCGGCAUGCAGCCCGACGGCGGCCUCUUCGUCGAGGACGUCCACCACGAGGCGGCCCUGGAUGUGGACGAGAAGGGCACGCAGGCGAGCGCGUCCACGGUGGCGGUCAUCGUGAGCCGCAUCGGGACGCCCCGCUUCUCCGUCGACAGGCCCUUCGUGUUUGCCCUGCGCCACGGUCCUUCGGGGCUGCUGCUCUUCGUCGGCCGAGUGCUGGACUUGUGAAUACAUCGAGGACGCCGGGCGUGUGCUGGACACCGGCUCCGCGCGCCCUUUCCCCGAGGUUUGUCUCAAUAAAUUGCGCAUGGGCGGCUGCGCCGCGCGCCCCCUUAUUUA